This is a messenger RNA of Euleptes europaea (tarantolino), 728 nucleotides long. RefSeq names its product coiled-coil domain containing 103 (gene DNAAF19). NCBI's taxonomy places the organism in Eukaryota, Metazoa, Chordata, Lepidosauria, Squamata, Sphaerodactylidae. The transcript is spliced from 3 exons. Gene Ontology annotation, cellular component: outer dynein arm. Gene Ontology annotation, biological process: epithelial cilium movement involved in extracellular fluid movement; determination of left/right symmetry; inner dynein arm assembly. Bases 3 to 728 code for a protein of 241 amino acids. The record is from RefSeq and is a predicted model, not a curated record.
GAAUGGAGGGCAUGAUAGAUUUUCGGGCUUUGGAAAAAGAGUUGCAAGAAGCUGUGGCUGCUGAUGAAAAGUACCAGAGAGAAAAUGAGGCCAAGUUCCGAGCAGUGCGCCAGAAAGUGGCAUCUUAUGAAGAAUUCAGGGAUAUUGUUUUAGCUUCACACUUGAAGCCUCUGGAGAAAAGGGACAGGAUUGGAAAUAAAGCAAAGGUACCAUGGAACUCCUGUGUAAGAAAAGCAAGCCACAAACAAGAAAGCAAAGUGGAGCUGCCUCAGGAAUUGCAGCACCUUCCUGAGACUUCAUCAGAGUUCUACAGAAAUUGGCGCAGAUGCAUGAAAAGCAGCCAAGAACAGUACCAGUUCUUGCUUCAACUUGGGUCCCAGAAGUUGGGCCAGAUCUUCCAAACAGAUCUUGCUUUUGGUCUCCUGGGGGAAUUUCUAACAGUGCUCAGUGAAAAUGUCUGUGGCAAAGACCGAGACUCUGUCUUGGAGAUCUUGGAGAGUCUUUCAGGCACCAAACGCUUUGGGCUGAACGUAGAACUCCUGAGCUGGGAAGAGAAGGAAAGUUGCAGGAAUUUGUUUGAGAAACUACGCAUGAUGGAGACAGGCCCUGUGUGUUCUCCCAAAUUUGUACACAAAGAAAGUACCUCAGUUACCCAAACCAGUGGCCAGAGCGAUGGAUCAACAGAAAGAAAAUGGAUGGAACUGAUGCACCUUUACCAAGCCCCUUGA